Messenger RNA from Hylaeus volcanicus, 1631 nucleotides. RefSeq lists its product as uncharacterized. NCBI's taxonomy places the organism in Eukaryota, Metazoa, Arthropoda, Insecta, Hymenoptera, Colletidae. The record is from RefSeq and is a predicted model, not a curated record. The transcript has 5 exons. The coding region runs from base 470 to 1126 and encodes 218 amino acids.
GUUAUGAUGUACAUGAAAACGUAAGCUGUAAAAUCUGGUUUUCGUUUACAUACGAAAUUGCGGAAGAUAUAUCGAAGAAAAUUCUUAAAAUUACUUAUCACGCUUACUUAAAUUUGUAUACAAUAAAAAAAAUUUUUAUCAAUAUUAUUUUAUGCACUGAUUUUCUUGUCACGUAUUUAUUACGAUUUCUAGUACAGCUAAAUUCGAAAUGUUAACAAACGAAGAAGGAGACGAUAAGAUUUGUUUGGACGAAACCGAGCAUACAAAAUUAUUCGAGUGUUCCUCGAAAAUGCUUGUCCAUCGUAAAAGUACUGACACGAUGUCCCCGUUGUAAUAUACAUAUAUAUAUAGGGAUGCUUCUGAGGAAAGCGCCUCAGUUCUUUGGAGAACGUCUUUAGGUGAGCACCGCUAAUUUGAUGUCACGAAAUAUAUACGAUUCUGAUUUUAUGAAAAAUAAUAAUUGAGAAAAAUGUUGGGAUUCAUUAUACUUGCAACACUCUUUGCUUUAUCAACGGCACAGUUCCAAUCUACUGGGAGAAUUUUGGAACCACCAGUUCCUGCUCUUUGCGCUCAAAGAAUUAUUCAUGAACGCUUUAACGGCAAAGGUUAUUAUUACUCGUGGGCUGAUCCCAGAACAAAUGGGCAAGAAGUUGAUUGGUUGGCAGGGAGAAACUUUUGUAGACAAAGAUGUAUGGAUCUUGUAUCUUUAGAAACUUCAGCAGAAAACGAGUUCAUCAAGAGUCGCAUUGUUCAAAAUAAAGUGAAAUAUAUUUGGACAUCUGGUCGUCUUUGUGAUUUCAAAGGUUGCGAUAGGCCUGAUCUUCAGCCCCUUCAUGUUAAUGGUUGGUUCUGGACAGCUGAAUUACAGAAACUUGCACCGACUACCGAUCGGUCUCAGAAUGACUGGUCAGAAAGUGGCGGUAUUGGAAAACCUCAACCUGAUAAUCGUGAAGCUAUUCAACAAGGAGGUGCUCCAGAAAAUUGUUUAGCCGUACUUAAUCAAUUUUAUAAUGAUGGAGUAAACUGGCAUGAUGUUGCUUGCCAUCAUAAAAAACCAUGGGUUUGCGAAGAAAAUGAUUCUCUACUAAAAUAUGUUCACUUCACUAAUCCUAAUAUCCGCAUCUAAUAUCAAUACAAAAUACAAAGAAAAGUAGCUGUAGUAACUUAAUCACAAAUUGAAUAAUUCUAUUUAAACAAAUACCAAACUUUUUGUCUACUUAGAGGACAAUUAUUUGUGCCUUCACUAUCUCUAUACAGGUGUUGCAUGACUUAACUGUUAAAGUAAGGGUAAGAGAUAUCAAAGGUGACUGUCUCUUUGUCAGCCGUUUUCAUGUUCCUUUCUUAUCAUUCUCUUUUCUUGUUAUCUUACUCUGAUAGAGUACAUCCUAGGGAUGACUAUGGGUAAUUAGUUUCAUUCGAUAUCAUGUAAGAGAUCAUCUGCCAUUUUCUUGUACCAGUAUAGAAUGUUAUUUACUGUAUUGUAUUUAUACUUGUUUUAGUAUGUUUGGAGACUACAAUAUUUAUGUUAUAAAGAUAGCCUUAUAUUUUUAAAGAUGUCUUUACUUGUGCUAACUUACAAUUUGUAUAUUGUAAAUGAUAAUAAACACAUUAUUUAUAUUUCUUCUUACAAA